Lethenteron reissneri (Far Eastern brook lamprey) is the source of this 5425-nucleotide messenger RNA. Its product is annotated as ephrin type-A receptor 4-like. The record is from RefSeq and is a predicted model, not a curated record. Gene Ontology annotation, molecular function: transmembrane-ephrin receptor activity; protein binding; ATP binding. Gene Ontology annotation, cellular component: plasma membrane; dendrite. NCBI's taxonomy places the organism in Eukaryota, Metazoa, Chordata, Hyperoartia, Petromyzontiformes, Petromyzontidae. Gene Ontology annotation, biological process: ephrin receptor signaling pathway; protein phosphorylation; axon guidance.
AAGAGAGAGGAGGGUUGCUUCAUUCAUAGUCGCCCGAGGCUAGGGGACGGGCGCACGCAGGCACGCUGGGGGUUGUUUAUUAGUCUCUCGCGUGCGCCUUGCUAAGUUUUUUGCCGUCCGAGAUUGUCGGAGAAAAUCGUGUGCGCACCCUGACUCUGCGAAAAGCACGCGGGCUGACAGCUACCGGACUAGACGUUGUUUAUUUGUUACUUGCCAACUAGCCAAGAGCUUUUUUGUUUGUUGUAUUUGUCAUUUAGUAAGCGGUGGUUGAGAUUUGUUAAUCGGCGAACGGCUUGUGCCGAUACACAGGAAGGGAGCACGAUGAACCAAAAAAUCGCCACUCGUCUGAUGCUCGCUUGCGUCUCGAUGGGGAUGCUCUUCAACGCCGCGAUGUCCAGCGCAGCCAACGAAGUGAACUUGAUGGACACCACAACAGUAAUGGGGGAGCUGGGAUGGCAGUCGACUCCGUCCACUGGGUGGGAGGAGUUGACCAUCAUGCUGAACCAAACGACCCCAGUGCAGACCUUCCAGGUUUGCAACAUGGGCUCCAACCAGAACAACUGGCUGCGGACGCGCUGGAUCGCUCGCAACCCGGCCCAGCGCGUCUACGUGGAGAUCAAGUUCACGCUGCGCGACUGCGGCAGCAUGGCCGGCGUCGCCUCCACCUGCAAGGAGACCUUCAACCUCUUCUACUACGAGGCCGACUCCGGCGCGGAUAUCGACGACGGCAAGUUCGCCAAGGUGGGCACCAUCGCGUCCGACAUGAUCUUCGACAAGACCGACGUCAUCGACCGCGUGCUGAAGCUCAACACGGAGGUGCGGGAGCUGCCGCCCCUCUCCUGGACCGGCUUCUACCUGGCCUUCCAGGACGUGGGCGCGUGCGUGGCGCUCGUGUCCGUGCGCGUCUACUACAAGAAGUGCCCGGCGGUGGUGCGCAAACUCGCCUCCUUCCCCGACACGGUGACGGGCACCGACUCGUCGCCGCUCGUCGAGGUGCGCGGCUCGUGCGUGCGCAACGCGGUGGCCAGCGGCGACCCCAGGAUGCACUGCAGCGCGGACGGCGAGUGGCUCGUGCCCAUCGGGCAGUGCGUGUGUCGCCCGGGCUACGAGGCCGCCGGUCACGAGUGCAGAGAAUGCGGCACGGGCUACUUCAAGGUGUCGGCGGGCGAGGAAAACUGCACGCCGUGUCCCGACCACAGCUACACGACGAGCGAGACGUCCACGGAGUGCGUCUGCGAGAGCGACUUCUACCGCGCCGAGGGCGACGGCCCCGCGUCCCCCUGCACACGCCCCCCGUCGGCGGCGCGCAACGUGAUCUCGAGCGUGAACGAGACGUCGGUGAUUCUGGAGUGGAGCCCUCCCCUGGACAGCGGUGGCCGCGGCGACGUGAGCUACCGCCUCGUGUGCCAGACGUGCGGCGGGGGCAGGGACGCCGCCGCCGCGACGGCGUCAACGACAGCGGCGGCGGCGACGACAGGGGCGGCUGCGUCGCCGCCGUGCGCUCCGUGCGGGGACAGCGUGCGCUUCCUGCCGCGGCGCGAGGGCCUCGCGGUGCCCGGCGUCACCAUCGCGCACCUGCUGGCGCACACCAACUACACCUUCCGCAUCGAGGCGCUCAACGGGGUCUCGCGGCUCAGCCCCGCGCCGCCCAAAGCCGUGUCCGUGUCGCUCACCACCAACCAGGCCGCUCCCUCCAAGAUCGACAGCCUCAACGCAGACAGGCCCACAAAAGAUAGGGUGCAGCUGUCCUGGCCGGCUCCUGUGAAACCCAAUGGAGUCAUCCUGGACUAUGAAGUCAAGUAUUAUGAAGUGGGCCAGCGGGACACCAGCUACAACAUCCUGCACACCAAGGUGCCGUCGGCCAGCAUCGAGGGCCUCCGGCCCGACAUUGUGUACGGCUUCGAGGUGCGGGCGCGCACGGCCGCCGGCUACGGCAAACCCAGCGACGCCGUGGAGAUCGACACCAGCGAGGACGAUCCAGGGGCUUUGACGCAGGUCCUGGUGAUCGCAAGCUGUGUCUUUGUUGCCGUGGUUCUCAUCGUCCUGGCUUUGGUCUACGUGCGGCGCAGACGCUCAAGAAAUAUAGCUGCUCGCGGCGAUGAAGAGGAGCAAUUUCCAAUCAAGCCAAAUGAAGUUCACCUGAGAACGAAACGGAACUACGUUGACCCCUUCACGUACGAGGACCCGAAUAAAGCCGUCCAAGAUUUCGCCCGAGAGAUCGAACCGUCCUGGAUAAUCAUCGAGAAGGUGAUUGGAUCAGGCGAGUCCGGGGACGUGUGCCGGGGCCGCCUGCGCGUGCCGGGCCAGGCCGAGACGCCGGUGGCCAUCAAGACUCUGAAGGCUGGGUACAGCGAGAAGCAGCGCAGGGACUUCCUGAGCGAGGCCAGCAUCAUGGGCCAGUUUGAGCACCCGAGCAUCAUCCGCCUGGAGGGGGUCGUCACCAAGAGCAAGCCGGUGAUGAUCAUAACGGAGUACAUGGAAAAUGGUUCUCUUGAUGGAUUUCUACGGAGUAACGACGGGCAGUUCAGCGUGGGUCAGCUGGUGGGCAUGCUGAGGGGCAUUGCGGCCGGCAUGAAGUACCUGUCCGACAUGAACUACAUCCACCGCGACCUGGCUGCUCGCAACGUCCUGGUGAACAGCAAGCUGGUGUGCAAGGUGUCCGACUUCGGGCUGUCACGGGGGCUGGAGGACGAUCCGCAGGCCGUCUACACCACCCACGGAGGCAAGAUCCCCAUCCGCUGGACGGCCCCAGAAGCCAUCGCCUUCCGCAAGUUCACAUCGGCCAGCGAUGUGUGGAGCUUUGGAGUCCUCAUGUGGGAGGUCAUGUCCUACGGAGAGAGGCCCUACUGGGACAUGAACAACCAGGACGUGAUCCAGUCGAUCGAGGAGGGCUAUCGGCUGCCUGAGCCCAUGGACUGCCCGCCGGCGCUGCACCAGCUCAUGCUCGACUGCUGGCAGAAGGAGCGCACUGAGAGGCCCAACUUUGCGCAGAUCCUCGCCUACCUGGACAAGCUCCUGCAGAACCCCGCCAGCCUGCACGCCGUUGCACAGCCUGGCAGCGAGAGGCUCUCGAACCCGUUGCUGGAGAGGAAGGCUCCGGAGUACACGAUGUUCUGCUCGGUGGGGGAGUGGCUGGAUGACAUCAAGAUGGGACGCUACAAGGAGAACUUCACCAACGCCGGCUUGGUGUCGUGGCCUGCCGUCGCACAGAUGACACCGGACGACCUGCAGAAAGUGAACGUAACGCUGGCCGGACAUCAGAAGAGGAUCAUGACCAGCAUUCAGACACUGCGAUCGCAGCUCGCCAACGGCGUGAGGACGUGAGCACGUGGCCAAACCCAGGAAAACCAACGAGCACGCCUGUUGAAAUGUCAGGGGGAGCACGUCGCAACGGCCGAGGAAAGGAACGUGCGUCCAAAGCAGCAAAAGGAGAUUGUGUCCAGCGAGUGAGACAUUGAAAUAUCGCGCAGUGUGUUGUUCUAUGACGGUGAAAACAAGUUUCUAGUGGGGAAAAAAAGGAUAUGGAUUUUUUUGUUAUCGCUCAACAUUAUUUUGCAGAAAGUGAUUGCUUCCCAAGGUGUAACAUAAGCUUUUCUUUGAUAUGAAGUGCUUUUCAACGUCUUAAUAUGAAGUGCACUUAUGUAAAAAAACUAAAAUAAUAUCAGUAAUUUUAUCAAUCAGUUACUGACCUUUACAUGUUUACAAUAAAUAUUUGAUAUUUUUCUAGUAUCUAUUACGUGUAUAUUAAAUUUGCAACAAAAAAAAACAACCAAAAAAACAUUUUAUCAAAAACUUAUGAAAGUGUGCUUGGCGAUAUUUUUUCGGUUUGUUGCAGACAACACAUCUGGCAGGUUACAUUUCCCCCCCCCCUCUUGCAAGCUUUGGGUAAUGGAGAACUUGGCAGUAGGAUCUAGCACAUGUUUCGUGUAUUUAUUUAAAUUAUUUCAUGUACGUGUAUUUAUUUGCCAUUUGCCACAUGAAACGUUGAUUGUCCUUACAUGCGACCGUUAGUUUUCGAUAAUUAUUUUCCAGCACAUUUAUGUUUAUUGCUUAAUUCUAAAUGUAAACCUAGACCUGGAUCGCCUUCGUCGUGUACUUAUUGUUACAUUGAUAUACUGGAGGAAGAAAAACGUACUUCGUAUUUGCAUGUUUUGUUUUAUUCUACAUAUUAUAUGUCACAUCAUUUGAUUUAUCCGCUGUAGGAAUGGAUACAUGAUCUGUGAACACCGUAAAUAUGAAGGGCCGCUCAGAAAGAGAAGAGAAGCAUUGUGUUUGACAAUCUGUUCUGGUUUUGGUGUUUGAUGAAAACACAAAGGCCCGGAUAAACUACCAGAGCUUUUGGAAAAUACACAGCGGCAAAAGCCAGCCUCAGCCUGGCUUUCUUUAGUUUUUUUUACGCUCAAAGGGCCUGUCCCUAGUUGUGUAUGUGGCACACGAAGACGGUGACAUUGUAGCCAUUUUUAUUUUUGCAUAGCAGUAGGGCGACGCACGGCGAAUUCUGCCAGAUUCGUGGAGUGCUCAUCUGCGUGUAUAUUUUACUCGGCGUGAGCCGGCAUCGUUACGACCGCUUGCCGCUACGAGAUUACUCCCCCGGCACUUAGUGGCUGCGCCAAGUAUUUGACAACGUAAUCUCACGCAUUUGUAUAUAAGUAAAUAAAUCGUAGCCCUAAUCUACGAAAUGACUCGGCGUUCGCUCCACGUCUGCAUUCGGUGUUUACAAUUGGCACUUUGUACGUCAGUGAUUCAUGCAAAAAUAAAUAAGAAAAACUUUUUUGUCAAACGGCAAAAAAUAUCAGAAUUUAAUAUGCAGUAUCAACCGUUUUGUUUGCAUUUGUGAAUAUAUAUACCAACAUAUAUAUAUAUAUAACCCUUUAAAACAUUGCUGUUUAGCCCCUCAGGCUUUUUAAGCACAGCCAGUGGAAAUUAAAUGUGGGCUGUGAGAUACCCUGAGUGACUCCUGGCAAUACAGGAGCUCGAAAGAACGAAGGGAGCUGCUGCAGGUGUGAACACAGAUGUGGUCUUGGUGGCAACACGUUGAGACCACCUCGAUUGGUAGGUGGAGUUGCCUAAUGGAGAAAGAGAAAAAAAACAAUCCUGGCAAAACUCUUGACUGCUUUGGUGGCAUAAAUUCAAGUUUAGAAAAAAAAAUCCCAAGGUCCAUAUAAUUUCAAAUGAUCAGAAUUUUGGGCGUUUUGAGAAAAUGAAAUGUCCCUUUGGGAAUGACAUCAUCGGCGAAUAUAAUUUAUAAUUUGUCACGUGAUUACGCGUUUAAUCAAGGACAAUGUUACUUUCACAGUUUUAUUAAUUUUUUUUAUGCUCAAUUCACAUUUUUCAAAAGGAUUUCGAAAUUAAUUUAAAGUUUAAAAUUAGUCUAAAUGACAGCUUCUUGCUUUUUUUUGCUUUUAAAAUAAAACACUAUAUUGAA